Molecule: messenger RNA, 1240 nt
Organism: Owenia fusiformis
Lineage: Eukaryota; Metazoa; Annelida; Polychaeta; Sabellida; Oweniidae
Source: the annotation of a GenBank genome assembly
GAUUGGACUCUGCAAUUGGCUGUUGCCAGAAAUUUUGGCAGGCGAUGUGUAACCAGAUCCCUCUGCAAUAGAGUCCAGAUAGCCCCUUAUCAGCGCUUGCAUCCUUGCAAACAUCCCAGGACUUUGAGGAAUAAGUCGGUUGCGAUAAGAAGUCAUGUCAUCGGGGCCAGAUUUCAUCGGUAGGAAGAUACAGAGCUCGAACUGUUAUGAUAAAUUCCCUGUUACAUUCAGUAAUACCAACACACCGGCUAAGAAUAGAGAAAAUAGAGAACAGAGCCACAAUAGUACCUCCGUGGUGCCUCAAGCCGAUUUAACUACCCAACUGAGAACGGUCUUAGACGCUGCCCGUGCACAAAGACGCGCAUCCGUCGACGCCACUAAUAAAGCCAACACGCACUCCAUAGACGAGAUCUUAGGAAAGACCGUACUACCACGCAAGAACACAAUGAAUGCAACAGAAGAUGUCAAAUCUCGUUCAGAUAUUGAAAAUUUCCACCCGCGGAUUGACACAGAGCCGGUGUCUCCUGGCUCCGACUCCCCCGGGCCUUUCUCUCCCGGUAAGGAUGGUUCGGAAAAGGACGACGAAACAAGCGAGAUGAAACGCAAAAAGAGGCGCAAUAGGACUACUUUCACUAGUUUUCAACUUGAAGAAAUGGAAAGGAUUUUUCAAAAGACACAUUACCCUGAUGUGUACGCAAGAGAGCAGCUCGCACUCAGGUGUGACUUGACAGAAGCACGUGUACAGGUUUGGUUCCAAAACCGACGAGCGAAGUGGAGAAAGCGUGAACGAUACGGGCAACUACAGACGAUGCGGGCGAUGGCAACAUCACCGGGCUAUGGAGAGAUGCCCAUUGCACCGGUCAGGACAGACAACUACUCACAGAUCCAACAAUGUGGAGGUUGGGCACAAAACUCUCAGGGACAAUAUCAGAUGGCGCCACCGAAUUCAUGUAUGGCCCCCGGGCAGGCAACUCUACCUAGUUUUAUGAACUUGGCACAUGCAAACAGUCUCAAUGCCGCUGGUCUCAAUGGUUACCAGGGUCAGAUGCAACACCCUGGUGUGCCGGGACAGAUGAGUGCGCAUGCGCAAAUGAACAUCGGGAUGACCUCAUUAGGGACUGCCCAGGGCCUAGAGACAUGUCACCAAGAAACAGAACUAAGAAGCUCGAGUAUUGCGGCUCUUAGACUUAAAGCACGGGAACAUAGUGUAGCUAUGGGUAUACUAGGUGCAUAUAAAUGA